Symbiodinium natans is the source of this 570-nucleotide messenger RNA. The record is from the annotation of a GenBank genome assembly. Lineage: Eukaryota; Dinophyceae; Suessiales; Symbiodiniaceae.
AUGACGCUAGGCGUGCAGGUGACGGCCUGGCAUCAUCACUACGCGACUGCCAUGAGGCCGGAUGGCAAGCUCAAAAGGCAGGCGGCGCAGCGAAACGCGGACAGCACCGCAGGACCUCGGGGCGCUGCGUGGUCUGAAGGGGCAGGCAGGGCGCCUCCAUCAGUCAACGCCGCCAAGUAUGGAGCCAGCUACCGGGUGUCGCGAAUGAACUACGACGGUUCUGCGGAGGCGAUGCUGCAGCAGCAACAACAGCAGCAGAUGCAGAUGCAGAUGCAGCAGCAGCGCGCCAACUCCAACGCAGGGCUGCUCACCAAUCGCUCGGAAACUCCGACGGGCAGUGCUAUUCCAAGCGCUAUCCCGACGCAACGCCCCCAAGGAGCGAUCAUGAGCAAGACGGGCGAGUUCUUGCGGUAUGACCCUGCGGCAUACAGGAAUGCGGCCAUGAACUCCAUGGGCGCGCGCAUGCCCAUGAGUUUUACGCCGAUGCAGGUUCAGAACAUGCAGACGUCCGCCGACGACCCUGGACAGCCAGGUACGAUGGCCAUUACUGACGGAGGGAGCAACUACUGA